Eubalaena glacialis (North Atlantic right whale) is the source of this 1500-nucleotide messenger RNA. It is a transcript of the gene B4GALNT2, whose product is annotated as beta-1,4-N-acetyl-galactosaminyltransferase 2 (SID blood group). Lineage: Eukaryota; Metazoa; Chordata; Mammalia; Artiodactyla; Balaenidae. Gene Ontology annotation, cellular component: Golgi membrane. Gene Ontology annotation, molecular function: hexosyltransferase activity. The record is from RefSeq and is a predicted model, not a curated record. Gene Ontology annotation, biological process: UDP-N-acetylgalactosamine metabolic process; UDP-N-acetylglucosamine metabolic process. The transcript is spliced from 10 exons. The coding region runs from base 19 to 1500 and encodes 493 amino acids.
CGUCUGUGGAUCCUCAAGAUGUCGGUCUUACUCUUGGCCCUGGGCAUUGUGUUAUUUAUGUUCAGAAGUGUGUACCUUUAUACAGCGUCCAGUAACCACAAACCACAGCUCCCUCACCCUACUCUGGCUGCCGGGAUGCUGAAGCUUCUACCUGAGGAACAUGUCAGGAGCCUCUUUACCUACGAUGGAAUCUGGCUCUUCCCGAAAAACCAGUGCAAAUGUGAAGCCUCGGAACAUCCGGGAAGCUAUAACUUUGAGGAUGCCUAUGGCCAGAGUGACCUCCCUGCGGUGAAAGUGAGGAGACAGGCUGAAUUUGAACACUUUCAGAGGAGAGAAGGGCUGCCUCGCCCACCGCCCCUGCUGGCUCAGCCCAACCUGCCCUUUGGGUACCCUGUCCACGGGGUGGAAGUGAUGCCCCUGCACACGGUUCCCAUCCCAGGUCUCCAGUUUGAAGGACCAGAUGCUCCCAUCUAUGAGGUCACCCUGACAGCUUCUCUGGGGACACUGAACACCCUCGCUGACAUCCCAGACAGUGUGGUGCAGGGCAGAGGCCAGAAGCAGCUGAACAUUUCGACCAGUAACCGGAAGCUUUUGAAUUUCAUACUCCAGCACGUGACAUACACAAGCACAGAGUAUCAGCGCUGCAGGGUGGAUGUAGUGAGUCUGCAGUCCAAGUCCUCAGUGGCCAAGUUUCCGGUGACCAUCCGCCUUCCUGUUAUGCCCAAGUUAUAUGACCCUGGACCAGAGAGGAAGCUCAGAGACCUGGUGACCAUUGCCACCAAAACUUUCCUCCGUCCCCACAAGCUCAUGACCAUGCUCCAGAGCGUUCGUGAGUAUUACCCAGACUUGACUGUGAUCGUGGCUGAUGACAGCAAGGAGCCCCUGAAAAUUAAUGACAGCCAUGUGGAGUAUUACACCAUGCCUUAUGGGAAGGGCUGGUUUGCUGGUAGGAACCUGGCCAUAUCUCAGGUCACCACCAAAUACGUUCUCUGGGUGGAUGAUGACUUUCUCUUCAACGACAAGACCAAGAUUGAGGUGCUGGUGGAUGUCCUAGAGAAGACGGAGCUGGACGUGGUAGGUGGCAGUGUGCUUGGAAACAUGUUCCAGUUUAAGCUGUUCCUGGAGCACAGUGAGAAUGGGGACUGUCUCCACCGGCGGUCAGGAUCUUUCCGGCGCCUGGACGGCUUCCCCAGCUGCGUGGUGACCAGUGGUGUUGUCAACUUCUUCCUGGCCCACACAGAGCGGCUCCAAAGAGUUGGCUUCGACGCCCGCCUGCAGCGAGUGGCUCACUCAGAGUUCUUUAUUGAUGGGCUCGGGAGCCUGCUUGUGGGGUCCUGCUCAAAUGUGAUUGUAGGUCACCAGCCCCGUUCUCCAGUGGCGGACCCAGAGCUCGCAGCCCUGGAGAAGAGCUACAACGUAUACCGGACCAACACCAAAGCUCAGGUCCAGUUCAAGCUGGCUCUCCACUACUUCAAGAACCAUCUCCAAUGUACCACAUAA